Molecule: messenger RNA, 1386 nt
Organism: Colletotrichum higginsianum IMI 349063
Lineage: Eukaryota; Fungi; Ascomycota; Sordariomycetes; Glomerellales; Glomerellaceae
Product: FAD binding domain-containing protein
Exons: 7
Coding region: 1-1386 (461 amino acids)
Biological process (GO): secondary metabolite biosynthetic process
Molecular function (GO): FAD binding; monooxygenase activity
Source: RefSeq, a predicted model, not a curated record
AUGUCCAUUCAGCAAAACAUGUUUCGGUGGCUCAACUCCUGGUUCUCUCCCCGGGCAAACCCGCCUUCAGCGGGUGAGAGUACGGCGAACCCAGAACACACCAGAUCGUCCAUCCAGCUAGACAUCAUCGUCGUGGGCGCAGGCCUGAGUGGCCUGGCUACCGCAGUGGCAGCCGCACUAUCCGGACACCGAGUGACGGUGUUCGAAUCAGCCCGGGAGCUUCUCGAGGUCGGCGCGGGGCUUCAAGUGACGCCCAACUCGACGCGCAUCCUCCAGAAAUGGGGCUUGCCGGACCGCCUCUGGAAAUCCGCGUCGGAGCCGACGGAGCUGGUCGUCCACCGGUACUCGGGCCAGGUCCUCGCCAAGGAGGAGAACUUUGACAAGACGAUGCGGGCCCGGUACCAGGCGCCCUUCAUCGACCUGCACCGCGUCGACCUGCAGCUCUCGCUCUACGAGCGCGCCCGGGACCUCGGCGUGCGCUUCCGGCUCGGCGAGAAGGUCCAGGACAUCGACUUCGACGCCCCCGAGCUGACGACGCAGUCCGGCACCCGGGCGCGGGCGGACCUGAUCGUCGCGGCGGACGGGCUGUGGUCGCGGUCGCGCGCGUGUUACCUGAAGAAGGAGGACCCGCCGCUGGCGACGGGGGACCUGGCGUACCGCGUCGUGCUGGACGCCGACGAGAUCGAGGACCCGGAGCUGAGGGAGUGGAUGUCCAAGCCCAAGGUGCACUUCUGGAUCGGCCCCGGCGCGCACUGCGUGGGGUACUCGAUGCGGGCCGAGAAGAUGUACAACAUCGUGCUGCUGGUGCCGGAUGAUCUGCCGCAGGGGGUGAGCCGCCAGGCGGGCAGCGUCGAGGAGAUGAAGGCGCGGUUCCGGGGCUGGGAUCCCAUCCUCGGGAAGCUCCUCGGCGCGGUGGACAACGUGGAGAAGUGGAAGCUGAUGCACCGAGAGGAGUUGGAUUCUUGGGUCAACGACAAGUCCAACUUUGUCUUUGUAGGAGACGCGUGCCACCCGAUGCUGCCCUACCUCGCCCAAGGCGCCAACUCGGCCGUGGAAGACGGUGCCGUGCUGGGCCUCGUGCUGGGCCAUCUCACGUCCAAGUCACAGCUGCCCGCGGCUCUGAGGCUGUACGAGAAACUGCGAAAGGCGAGGGGGGAGUCCAUCGUGAGAGAGACGUUCAAGCAGCGACACGACUUCCAUAUGGAAGACGGCCCCGAGCAGGAGGCCAGAGACCGCGUGUUCCUGUCGCAGCUGGGCAAGGAGCUCAAGGGGCCGUUCCCCAGUCGGUGGACGUGCCCCGACGUGCAGCCGUGGCUGUACGGGUAUGAUGCGUACAAGGAGGUGGAGGAGGCGAUGAAGAGCGAUCCUUUCGACAAGUCUGGCUGA